AUGGCUGCCAUGAGAUCAAGCUGCUGCCUGAUCAUCAUUUCUCUCCUUGUUGUGGGUUCUCUUUCCGCCUUUGCUCGGAUGUACGUAAAACCCAUGGACGUCAAUGAUCCCCAUGUGGUGGAGAUUGCGAAUUUCGCAAUCACAGAGCACAACCACAAAUCUAACGCGAAUCUAAAGCUAGUAAAGAUCGAAAGUUGCAAUAGGCAGGUACACGGUGUUUUAGGCAACAGCUACCAGCUUGUGCUGUUGGCCAGCAAUGGAACCACUGAAGAGACUAAUAAGUAUUGGGUACGGUUGGGUAUUCAGCCAUCCGAGAAAUACGUGCUUGGAAGCUUUAUUCUUGCACCCUCUCUUUAUCAUUAG
This is a messenger RNA of Arachis stenosperma, 363 nucleotides long. Its product is annotated as cysteine proteinase inhibitor 5-like. NCBI's taxonomy places the organism in Eukaryota, Viridiplantae, Streptophyta, Magnoliopsida, Fabales, Fabaceae. The record is from RefSeq and is a predicted model, not a curated record. Gene Ontology annotation, molecular function: cysteine-type endopeptidase inhibitor activity. Bases 1 to 363 code for a protein of 120 amino acids. The transcript has a single exon.